GGCAGCACGGCACAGCAGCCUCCGGCUCCGGUGCGGCAACAAAACAAAGGGAUAAAUAGACUGCACUCCACCUCAUAAUUCUGAAUUGAAUGCGGACCUUACAAAAAAAAAAAAGACUUUCUUCCUCGUGUAUUUUCCUUUCUUUUUUUUUCUAUUUUUUCAAUCAUAGUUGAUAUUCGUAUUUCUUCAUAGCAGCGGCACCUGGACCUGGUUUCACAUUUCAUUUCCUCUUCCUCCCCUUUAUUCUUCUUCCCAUGGCUCCAACCUACCUUCUCUCCUUUCUUGCCUUUCUCCUCACAGUCUCUCCAACCAUCUCAACAAAUUCUGAAGGAAAUGCUCUCCAUGCCUUAAGAACCAGGCUGUUGGAUCCUACAAAUGUUCUGCAGAGCUGGGACCCAACAUUGGUCAAUCCAUGCACCUGGUUUCAUGUCACCUGUGACUCUAACAACCAUGUCAUCAGACUGGAUCUGGGUAAUUCUAAUAUUUCUGGCACUUUGGGGCCGGAGCUUGGCGGUCUCAAGCAUCUCCAGUACUUGGAGCUUUAUAAGAACAACAUCCAAGGGGAAAUUCCUGAGGAGUUGGGUAAAUUGAAGAAUCUUGUUAGCAUGGAUUUGUAUGGCAAUAAAUUCGAAGGAGAGAUCCCAAAGUCCUUUGCCAAGUUGAAGUCACUUAAGUUUCUACGUCUCAACAACAACAAGCUGACAGGAUCCAUUCCAAGAGAGCUAACUACCCUUUCAAAUCUCAAAGUCUUUGAUGUUUCAAACAACGAUCUCUGCGGAACAAUUCCAAUUGAUGGACCGUUUAGCAGCUUCCCCAUCCAAAGUUUUGAGAACAAUAACAGACUCAACGGACCAGAGCUGCAAGGACUGGCAUCUUAUGAUUUUGGAUGCUAAAAAUACAAGAACAUGUAGUUUUACAUCACAUGCAAAAGAUAAGGAGAACCAUUUGAAACUUGUACCGAAUUGGAUGCUAUCAUGGUAUCGAGGAGCUGACUGAUCUAACUGCACUGGUUUUCAAUUACAAAUAGUGGUUCUAUGCUUCUAUUAUUAAUUAAAGCUAGGGCUUCUGUUAAGAUCGUCGUCCAUCAUGGAGUGUACUCCCCAGAACAGUAUUUUAUUAUUUAUAAUGGCAAACGUACAUCAUGGAGGCCAAAGACAAUUCUACCAGGUAGGGCAUGAAAUGGAACGGCCGAGUGGAUUGAUCUGAAAA
Molecule: messenger RNA, 1209 nt
Organism: Nelumbo nucifera (sacred lotus)
Lineage: Eukaryota; Viridiplantae; Streptophyta; Magnoliopsida; Proteales; Nelumbonaceae
Product: leucine-rich repeat protein 2-like
Source: RefSeq, a predicted model, not a curated record